Messenger RNA from Schistocerca cancellata (South American locust), 1089 nucleotides. RefSeq lists its product as uncharacterized. NCBI's taxonomy places the organism in Eukaryota, Metazoa, Arthropoda, Insecta, Orthoptera, Acrididae. The transcript is spliced from 2 exons. The coding region runs from base 35 to 457 and encodes 140 amino acids. The record is from RefSeq and is a predicted model, not a curated record.
AAGAAGAAGAAGAAGAAGAAGAAGAAGAAGAACCAUGAAGCGUCAACAGCAGUUGCAAUCCAACACAGCCCUGCAGAACUGGAAGAAACAGAAAACAAUAGCCGUCGACGCGUCCAAGCCUGCAGGGUCAAGAGCCAACAUUCCAAUCUCUGCCGCGUCCAGACCUGUAGCAACCUCAGCUGCCAUGUUGUCAAGAACUGCACCGACGUCUGGACCUGCGGCAGCAGCAACCUCCAGCAUGUCUCAACCUGUAACGACAACGUGGGAUCCUGUAGCGCACAUAGCCCACUUGCUGGAGCAGGGCAAGGAACUGUGGUUGUCUUUCCCACACAUCAGUUUGUGUGAUGAUUUGCUCCCAACACAUCAAAUGCUGCUGCUGGUCCUAAACAACAGCAAGAUGGAGGACAGUACUGGUCACCAACAUAUGACCCAUCCCAGCAGAACAUCCCUGUGCUAGUGCAGCCACAGAGUGCAGAUGCAGUGGAUAAGGAGGCAUCGAGUGUACCCAUGUUUUUCAGUUCCACACACAAUUUAACUCCCAGUGGAACAAAAUGUGUAAACGUUGGUAUAGAAGCACAUCAGGUCUGGGGCUUGCAUGCAAGAAUAGAAAUUGAAAAUGCAUUGAAGGGUGUUAAAGUGCUCAUUCCAGAGUUCUACUGGGACGAAAUACAUCGUGCAGAGCGCUGCAUCAAUCAGCAGAUGACUACAGAGCAUUAUCCUACCCGUUCUCUCCAAGACAUUCGCCUUACUGGUGUGACACUAUUACAGUAGUGUAUGAUGACUGUGAAAUUGGGUGACAACUUUGAUUAUCUAAGGCACGCCUCAGUUAUGAAGUUAUACGAUCUGGAUACUGUGCUACAUCUUGCUUUGGAGAGGUUGAACCGUUGGUUGCCGAGCAUAGACUCUGCAUACAGUGAUGAUGUAAACUUCCUGUGUGUGCAUAGUGUACAUGUUGAUGGUUUGAAGCAGUGCCUUUGUUUGCAUAAGAACGCUGAAUUGAAAGAGAAACUGAAUCAAAAGAGCAACAGAUUAAAUGUACGUGUGAAAAACCUGAGUACUGUGAGGCACCCAUUGGCUUGAGGGAGACAC